Funneliformis geosporum is the source of this 576-nucleotide messenger RNA. The record is from the annotation of a GenBank genome assembly. Lineage: Eukaryota; Fungi; Glomeromycota; Glomeromycetes; Glomerales; Glomeraceae.
AUGAAUGAAAUAAAUUUCCAACUAAUUCCGCAACAAAUUGAACCCAUCUGUAAAAAUAUUCACGAAUUAGCGGGAUUCUCUGAUAUCAUGCUUUAUCCACAUCCAUAUUACCUUUCAAAUAAUUAUGAAAGCAAUAUUCAAGAUGUUGGUAACGUAAUGUACCCACCAUUUAAUUAUAUGUACAAUCGGCCUAUCAUAUCUCAAAACUUUAACCAAGGUUUUGACGUUAUUACCGAAACUUUUGAAAGUGGAAGUUCCCAAUCUGGCGAAAGUUGUGAAGAAGCUAAAAUAACAAAGAAAAAUAAAGUACCUUGUAAAUGGGACAAUCGUUCAACAAAUUUGUUGCUUUCAUAUUUGAAAGAACAUAAGAAAAAUGUUCUAAAACUAUGCUGCCGUGGUUCUACAGCAGGAAAAGCUAGAGUGAAUCUUUGGAAAGGUGCUUCUGAUAUGCUACGCGAAUAUGGCUACAACAAUUUUUCUGAGAAACAGUGUUCAACUAAGUGGAAAAAUAUGAAACAGUUUCAUAAAGUAAAUUUAUUUCCUUUUAAUAAAAAUAAUUGGCUAAAUUGGUAUUAA